AUGCCGACGACUUGCACACUACCUCGAGCACACAUCCGCGAUUCAUCGAAAGUAUUCAAGCACGAGAAGAAGUUGGCUGAUCGUGUCUGUGCGGACAAGUCCAAGGAUGUGGAAGGCGUCCAGCGAUUGCUUGAGUCGGAGCUCCGCGAUGAUUUCACCCUGAUCACUGGGGAUGAUGUCGAAAUCAAAGGCUGCAGAGAGUUCCUCAGCUGCAUAUGCACUUACUUCUCCAUUCAAGAAGAGUGGAAUCAAAAAGAAGUGCGAGUACACACUGAGAAAGAAAUCACCCAGAAAUUCAUGGAGUUCGUUUACUCCGGGACCAUCUCUUUCACCAACGACGACGUUUUCGAUUUGAUGUUCUUGUCGGAUUUCUUCGGUUGUGAUUGUCUCAUCACGAUCUUGGUCGAACACAUGAAGCGCAGUUGGUUCCCUCUGCACUUGUCCCUCCCUAUCUGUGAUACCUUCAUCCAAACCAAGGGUGUGAGGGCCGUUCUCAAGAAGAAGCUGAAUCUGCUGCCCCUUUGUGUCUUCAAUUCGGAGGACGAGAGCGUCGGAGAAAGAGAGCUCGGCCUCUUGGAAUUGCAUCACAUGAAGAUGAUGCUGGCCUCCGAUGACCUCAUGGUUGGGAGUGAAGACGACGCACUGAAGUUGAUCCUCAAGUGGGCCGAAGUCACCGAGGCAUCUGAGGCCGACAAACUGGAACUGAUCAAGCUGAUCCGGCUUCCGCUGAUCAGUCGUGCUAUGCAGAAAACACUCGCGGCAGCGGAAUUCGACCUGCCUGCGAUCGACCCCAAGUGCUUCGCCUACUCCGAGGGAUGCAAGGAGCGCAGAUUCUCAGACCGUCACGUCCACGUGUUCUGGAAAGAGCACCGCCGCAACUUCAGAGGGCCCGUGAGCUAUGCUAUCACUUGCCUUAGGUGGAACAAGCACACCGGCACCGUCAAGUCGGAAAAUCUGAUCAGUUUCGGCAGUGAUGAUCCGGCCUAUAUUAGCAAUUAUUACAGCGAUGAAUACGCGGUCUGUGGGAAGGCUAUCGUUAGAGCAGAAGAAAACAGGUCCCGGGACAGGAUCCAUAUCACUGAGUUUGACCUGAAGACGAUGAGUGCGAGGACCAGGCCCGUCAUUAAGUUGCUGCCCGAGGGCAUAAUGGUCCGUGAUCAUUUCCUUCUUGUGAAUAAGGGCGAAGAGUGCGCGAUCUUCUUCAGCGACGAUCGGAAGGAGAUGAAAACUUACAAUACGAUAACCUGGGAGGUAAGCAGCGGCCACGGCGGUUCGACUUCGGAGUACCCGGUAUCGGCUUCGGUUACCAUGAUGUGA
This is a messenger RNA of Galendromus occidentalis (western predatory mite), 1317 nucleotides long. RefSeq lists its product as uncharacterized. The record is from RefSeq and is a predicted model, not a curated record. The transcript has 5 exons. Bases 1 to 1317 code for a protein of 438 amino acids. NCBI's taxonomy places the organism in Eukaryota, Metazoa, Arthropoda, Arachnida, Mesostigmata, Phytoseiidae.